Molecule: messenger RNA, 4725 nt
Organism: Castor canadensis (American beaver)
Lineage: Eukaryota; Metazoa; Chordata; Mammalia; Rodentia; Castoridae
Gene: Caskin1
Product: CASK interacting protein 1
Cellular component (GO): cytoplasm
Molecular function (GO): protein binding
Source: RefSeq, a predicted model, not a curated record
GCCCGCCCCUCGGCGCCGGAGCCCGAGCCCGCGGAGGGCGCAGGGCGGCGGGCGGCGCAGGCGGCACAGGCGGCGCGGGUGGGAAAGGAUGCGGCCGCAGCCGCGGGGCCGCCGCCGCGUCUGACAGCCGAGCGCACGGAGCGCAGCGUCGCUGCGGCCCGGCCGCGCCAUGGGGAAGGAGCAGGAGCUGGUGCAGGCGGUGAAGGCGGAGGACGUGGGCACCGCGCAGAGGCUGCUGCAGAGGCCGCGGCCCGGGAAGGCCAAGCUCCUGGGCUCCACCAAGAAGAUCAAUGUCAACUUCCAGGAUCCAGAUGGCUUCUCAGCCCUGCACCAUGCUGCCCUGAAUGGCAACACAGAGUUGAUCACCUUGUUGCUAGAGGCUCAGGCUGCUGUGGACAUCAAGGACAACAAAGGAAUGCGACCCUUGCACUAUGCAGCCUGGCAGGGCCGGAAGGAGCCCAUGAAGCUGGUGCUGAAGGCCGGCUCGGCAGUGAACGUUCCAUCUGAUGAGGGUCACAUUCCUCUGCACCUCGCAGCUCAGCAUGGUCACUACGACGUGUCUGAGAUGCUGCUGCAGCACCAGUCCAACCCGUGCAUGGUGGACAACUCGGGGAAGACGCCCCUGGACCUGGCCUGUGAGUUCGGCCGCGUCGGGGUGGUCCAGCUGCUGCUGAGCAGCAACAUGUGCGCGGCCUUGCUGGAGCCCCGGCCAGGGGACACUACCGACCCCAAUGGCACCAGUCCCCUGCACCUGGCAGCCAAGAAUGGCCACAUCGACAUCAUCAGACUCCUCCUUCAGGCUGGCAUCGACAUCAACCGCCAGACCAAAUCCGGCACAGCUCUGCAUGAGGCUGCGCUCUGCGGAAAGACGGAAGUGGUCCGGCUACUGUUGGACAGUGGGAUCAAUGCCCAGGUGAGAAACACCUACAGCCAGACGGCUCUAGACAUCGUGCACCAGUUCACCACGUCUCAGGCCAGCAAAGAGAUCAAGCAGCUGCUGCGAGAGGCCUCGGCAGCCCUGCAGGUCCGGGCGACCAAGGAUUAUUGCAACAAUUACGACCUGACCAGUCUCAACGUGAAGGCAGGAGACAUCAUCACAGUCCUGGAACAGCAUCCAGAUGGCCGGUGGAAGGGCUGUAUCCAUGACAACCGGACGGGCAACGACCGUGUGGGCUACUUCCCAUCCUCACUGGGUGAGGCUAUCAUCAAGAGAGCAGGUUCCCGAGCAGGGAGCGAGCCAAGCCCACCCCAGGGAGGCGGCUCAGCGGGGCCCUCUGCGCCCCCAGAGGAGAUCUGGGUGCUGAGGAAGCCUUUUGCAGGUGGAGACCGAAGUGGCAGCUUAAGCAGUGCAGCUGGUGGCCGGAGUGGAGGGAGCCAUGCCCUACAUACAGGCUCCGAAGGAGUCAAGCUCCUGGCAACAGUGCUUUCCCAGAAGUCUGUCUCUGAGUCCAGCCCCGGGGAUAGCCCUGUCAAGCCUCCAGAAGGCUCCACAGGUGCUACCAGGUCCCAGCCUCCAGCAACCCAUGCUGGGCAGGUCUACGGGGAACAACUGCCCAAGAAGCUAGAGCCAGCCUCGGAGGGCAAGAGUGCGGAGGCGGUCAGCCAGUGGCUCGCCACGUUCCAGCUGCAGCUCUAUGCCCCCAACUUCACCAGUGCUGGCUACGACCUGCCUACCAUAAGCCGCAUGACUCCUGAGGACCUCACAGCUAUUGGUGUCACCAAGCCAGGCCACCGGAAGAAGAUCACUGCAGAGAUCAGUGGCCUGAGCAUCCCUGAUUGGCUGCCUGAACACAAACCCGCUAAUCUGGCCAUGUGGCUGUCCAUGAUUGGCCUGGCCCAGUACUACAAGGUGCUGGUGGAUAACGGCUAUGAGAACAUCGACUUCAUCACGGACAUCACCUGGGAGGACCUGCAGGAGAUCGGCAUCACCAAGCUGGGACACCAAAAGAAGCUGAUGUUGGCAGUGAGGAAACUGGCGGAGCUGCAGAAGGCAGAAUAUGCCAAGUAUGAGGGGGGACCACUACGCCGGAAGACACCUCAGUCGCUUGAGGUGAUGACCAUUGAGUCACCGCCCCUGCCAGAGCCUGCCCCAGCUGAAUGCCAGUCCCCUAAGAUGACCACCUUCCAAGACAGUGAGCUCAGUGGUGAGCUGCAGGCUGCCAUGACUGGCCCAGCUGAGGGGGGUGCAGUGGCUGCUGAGAAGCCCUCCAACCACCUGCCCCCCACCCCGAGGGCUACCAUGCGGCAGGAGCCCAGCCUAGGUGGACGGGCUCGGCACAUGAGCAGCUCUCAGGAGCUGCUGGGUGAUGGGCCCCCUGGGCCUGGCAGCCCCAUGUCACGAAGCCAGGAGUACCUGCUCGAUGAGGGGCCAGCCCCAGGCACUCCACCCAAGGAGGCCCGGCCAGGCCGCCAAGGUCACAGCAUCAAGAGGGCCAGUGUGCCCCCAGUGCCUGGCAAACCACGGCAAGUCCUCCCACCAGGCGCCAGCCACUUCACACCCCCACAGACGCCCACCAAAGCCCGGCCAGGCUCCCCUCAAGCCCUAGGGGGACCUCAUGGUCCAGCCCCAGCCACAGCCAAGGUGAAGCCCACCCCACAGCUGCUGCCACCAACAGAGCGACCUAUGUCGCCCCGCUCCCUGCCUCAGUCACCCACACACCGUGGUUUUGCCUAUGUGCUACCACAGCCAGUGGAGGGAGAAGUGGGGCCAGCUGCUCCAGGGCCUGCACCCCUACCCGUGUCAGCGGCUGUGCCCACGCUAUGCCUGCCCCCGGAGGCUGAUGUGGACUCUGGGCGGCCCAAGAAGCGUGCUCACAGCCUGAAUCGCUAUGCGGCAUCUGACAGCGAGCCUGAGCGGGAUGAGCUGCUGGUGCCCACCGCCACGGGACCCUAUGCCACGGUCCAGCGACGUGUGGGCCGCAGCCACUCAGUGAGGGCACCCACUGGUACCGACAAGAAUGUCAACCGCAGUCAGUCCUUUGCUGUGCGCCCCCGCAAGAAGGGACCCCCACCGCCCCCACCCAAGCGCUCCAGCUCAGCCAUGGCCAGUGCCAACCUGGCUGAUGAACCGGCUCAGGAUGCCGAGACUGAGGAUGGCCGGCUGGGGGUACGGGCACAGCGCAGGCGGGCUAGUGACCUGGCUGGCAGCGUGGACACAGGCAGUGCUGGUAGCGUGAAGAGCAUUGCAGCCAUGCUUGAGCUGUCUUCUAUUGGGGGUGGAGGUCGUGCUGCUCGCAGGCCUCCUGAGGGCCACCCCACACCUCGUCCCGCUAGCCCAGAGCCGGGCCGGGUGGCGACAGUGCUGGCCUCAGUGAAGCACAAAGAGGCCAUAGGGCCUGAUGGUGAGGUGGUGAACAGGCGCCGCACACUCAGUGGGCCUGUCACGGGACUUUUGGCCACUGCCCGCCGGGGAUCUGGGGAACCUACAGAGCAGGGCCACUUUGUGGAGGAUGGUGCUACCCGGCAGCGUCCUCGAGGGCCGGGCAAGGGCGAGGUGGGCUUAGAGGGUCCACCUCUGGCCAGGGUGGAGGCCAGUGCCACACUGAAGAGGCGCAUCCGGGCCAAGCAGAGCCAGCAGGAGAAUGUCAAGUUCAUCUUGACAGAGUCUGACACCGUCAAGCGCAGGCCCAAGGCCAAGGAACGGGAGGUGGGGCCAGAGCCGCCCCCACCGCUAUCCGUGUACCAAAAUGGCACGGCCACCAUGCGCCGCAGACCGGCCUCAGAGCAGACUGGGCCCCCGGAGCUGCCCCCCCCACCCCCACCUGCUGAACCCCCUCCCACCGACCUGGUGCACCUGCCUCCACUGCCCUUGCCUGAUGGUGAUACCCGGAAGCCUGCAAAGCCGCCUGUCUCUCCCAAGCCCGUCCUGGCUCAGCCUGUGCCCAAGAUCCAGGGUUCACCUACGCCUGCCUCUAAGAAGGUGCCACUGCCAGGCCCCGGCAGCCCAGAGGUGAAGCGCGCCCACGGCACGCCGCCGCCCGUGUCACCCAAGCCGCCUCCGCCGCCCACGGCACCCAAACCGCCCAAGGCCGCGGCCGGGCUGCAGUCGGGCAGCGCCAGCCCGUCGCCCGCGCCCUCGCCGGCGCGCCAGCCGCCCGCUGCCCUGGCCAAGCCGGCCAGCACGCCACCGUCGCAGAGCGCCAGCCCCGCCGCGCCCCCGUCCCCCGGCGUGCCCGUGCUGCACGUGCCCGCUAAGCCCCCGCGCGCCGCCACCGUCGUGGCCGCUGGGCCUCCCGCCGCGCUGGACGGCGCUUCGCCCGGGGACAGCGCGAGGCAGAAGCUGGAGGAGACAAGCGCGUGCCUGGCUGCGGCGCUGCAGGCGGUGGAGGAAAAGAUCCGGCAGGAGGACGGCCAGGGCCUGCGCCCCUCAGCGUCCGCGGAGAAGAGCACGGGCAGCAUCCUGGACGACAUCGGCAGCAUGUUCGACGACCUGGCGGACCAGCUGGACGCCAUGCUGGAGUGAGGCGGCCGCCCACAUCGGGCCCGCCGCGUCCCCGGCUCGGGCCCGCACACUGACCUUUACCUCAGGACGGGCACCUCCCGGCGGCGGGGGCGGGGAGUGGCGUGUUGCCCAGCUCCUGCACAAGCACAACUCCUGCCCCUGGCUCAGGCCGGGCACUAGCCUGUAGGACAGCCUGGCCGGGGGCUCCAAGGGCUCUGGGCAGACGCGCUGCCCCCGCGGGUGCCCGUCCCUGUCUGCUGCUCACAGUGCAAUAACUGCUGGGC